UGUUGCACGUCAACCACCACGCCGCGGGCGUAGCUGUUGGCCGGGGUGGGACUAGGCAGAUGGUACCCUAUGAGGUAAGGAAACGAGACCCGGCCGCGAGUUGAGGAUAGGCUGUCUCUGCUAGGGGCGUGGCUUGUGGGUCUCCGCUUUCCCGCCGACGGUUGGUCACGUGACAUGGGCUGGAAGAUGGCGUCUCCCACGGACGGAACCGAUUUGGAAGCAUCUUUGCUAAGUUUUGAGAAACUUGACCGUGCCUCCCCAGAUCUUUGGCCGGAACAAUUACCAGGUGUUGCUGAAUUUGCAGCUUCUUUCAAAAGUCCUAUCACCAGCUCUCCACCUAAAUGGAUGGCCGAAAUAGAACGUGAUGACAUCGAUAUGUUGAAAGAACUGGGGAGCCUCACCACAGCUAAUCUGAUGGAGAAGGUACGGGGCCUACAGAACCUGGCCUAUCAGCUGGGGUUGGAUGAGUGCAAAGACAAGCCAUCUGAAGGAUUAAGUGCUUCUAUUCAGUGUCUAAAAAUAAUCUCAUUGGAAUCCUCCUUCAAUAAGGUGUUCUGCCUACAUGCACCUAGGUGCAUCACUCUUGCAUGCCUGGUGCCUGCAAAGGCUGCAAAAGGGAUCUGCUCUCUUGAAAGUGGAGCAGCAAAUGAUUGGGAGCCAUCUGGGGAGCUGGAAAUCAAAUCCAAGAAGAACAAGUGCUCUUAACCCCUGAGGCCUCUCUCCAGCCUUUGCUGUUUAUUUUAAUACAAAUAAAAUGUUAUUUGAAGUCUC
Molecule: messenger RNA, 771 nt
Organism: Psammomys obesus (fat sand rat)
Lineage: Eukaryota; Metazoa; Chordata; Mammalia; Rodentia; Muridae
Gene: Lin52
Product: lin-52 DREAM MuvB core complex component
Exons: 8
Coding region: 175-705 (176 amino acids)
Biological process (GO): regulation of DNA-templated transcription
Cellular component (GO): DRM complex
Source: RefSeq, a predicted model, not a curated record